This is a messenger RNA of Sphaeroforma arctica JP610, 1827 nucleotides long. RefSeq lists its product as hypothetical. The coding region runs from base 44 to 1687 and encodes 547 amino acids. The transcript has 2 exons. The record is from RefSeq and is a predicted model, not a curated record. Lineage: Eukaryota; Ichthyosporea; Ichthyophonida.
CAAUACUGUUUAGGUGGAAAGUUUAAGACAUAAAUCUUACAUCAUGGAGUCGAAAAAGGUCGACAUUAACGAAGCUACACCGUCAACUACUGCGAUACUUGACACACCUAGUAGAGACGUGCUGGACGAUCACAAAAAGUCAGACAAUGCCGAAGUAAGUGACGUGUACCCCCCAGGAAGUGCAGGAAAGCUAGACCCUGCACUAAAAAGACGUGUCCUGAAGGGAACCAUUCUAAAUUGGAUCUUCGGGACCAUAGCAUACAUAGUGGCGUUCGCUAUUUUCACACCCAUGUUUUUGCGUAUAGUAGAGCUUUUUGACGAUAAAGUGCCGGAUGUGGCCAGUACAUCCGCUAUAUUGGAAACUAGAUUAUUUGAAUUGACGGGCAAGACUGAUGCCGAAUUCGCCGAAGCUUUCGCCAAUAAUCUGGGCUCGGUAUUUGUGAACGCCGCCUACGAUAACACUAGUACGGAAGUGCUUACAGAGCAAACAACCUCGGCAUUGGGCAUGUUAGCAUCUUCUUUGCCUGUAGAGUCGGCGAUGAAAAGUUUGGUGCCUCUGGCAACGAUAGCGAAGGCUACUUCCGACGGCGACCGUACCCUUGCAUUAGAGCGAGUCUCGGCCGCUGUGCAAGGAGUCGUCGGCGAUCCUACUGUUUUUAUGGAUAAUAUUCGCGACUCAAUGGCAGGGUUGGCCAGUUACACAGGUGAUGCAGCAGCGUCUGCAGCUUUGGUGCCAGUUGCUCUUGGAGGUGCAAUGUAUCAGGCUUUAGGCACAUCCGCGGAAGAACUGGUAUCAGAAGUAUCCACGUCCUUUUUUGAAGCUGCAAAAUCGCAAGCGUUAAAUGAGAUGUUCGAUUUAACCUGGAUUGCUCUACUCACCACCUGGUGUAUUGUCGUCUUCACGGGGCUAUUGAUGUGGUACUGCCGUGACGAACCUGAGAUUGUAAUGUAUAACAAUCACUUCAAGAGACACUGGAUUAUCGCGGGUCUGCUUCUUUGUCCUAUCGGCGUAUACUUCGCAGCCAUUCCUCUUUUCCAAAUCACAACCAACACGGACGUUGUGCAGGAUCUUUACCUUUCAGGCGCCUGUAUCAUUAGUUUUAUCGCCGUCUUGGGAUUCAGUGCGCCAAUCGUUUGGAUGGGUCGCUCAUGGUUCAUGGAUUGCACCCGUAGCAAGGGUGGAAUUAUGAACAACUAUUUCUUUAUGGCUCCGUGGCACUUCUUCCUGGUGCUGCUCAUGUGUAGCUUCCAUAUUUGGGGCUAUUUUGAUCAUGACGUCUCGGUUAUGAUUGAUUUCAUCCCCAUCUUUUUCACCGUGGUAGUGGUUGGAAUGGAGUUCAGUCACUAUUCAUUUGGGAUCCUGUUGAAGUUUCACAGACAAGACUACUACGCUGGGUUCUGGCCGGCCGGCCGCAUGUUGACUGUGUUCGGUAUUACCUUCAUGAUCGGUUAUAUUUGGUGCGGUCUUCAGAACUCGAAAAUGCUGGCGGCGCUAUGGAUCCCUAAUCAUCUAAAUUGUAUCGUAUUCGGCGCAACAAUAGAUAUUUUUUGGUUGCCAAUAGUCCAAGCCUUGGGAAGAAAGUUUAACAGCAAUGGUAAGGCUACCUUCAACGACUGGGAUAUUGUCACGUUGCCCACUGAGGGACAGCUUCUGGACGAAGGUUCAGGCAAACCUAUGGUAGUGUAGGUUUAUUAGUCUUAAGUUUUAAUAGAUAACUUAAGUUUAUGAUAGGUAAUAUAGGUGAUAGUAUGCUUGUAGCAGAGAAUGUGUUUUUAAUCUGACUCGUUCUCAUAAUAAAUUUAAUAAAAACGGUUAAUUUUGUGGUC